Metopolophium dirhodum (rose-grain aphid) is the source of this 582-nucleotide messenger RNA. RefSeq lists its product as uncharacterized. Lineage: Eukaryota; Metazoa; Arthropoda; Insecta; Hemiptera; Aphididae. The record is from RefSeq and is a predicted model, not a curated record. The transcript is spliced from 2 exons. The coding region runs from base 1 to 537 and encodes 178 amino acids.
AUGUAUACUGACACAGAUUCAUUGAUAUACUUUAUUAAAACUGACGACUUUUAUAAAGACUUACUUAACAACCCUAACUUGUUGAAUAGAGUAGACACAUCUGACUUGUCUCCUAUUCAUCCUUGCUACACUACAGUGAGGAGGAAGGUACCUGGAUACUUCUCCGAUGAAGUUAAUGGGCAUAUUAUUACGGAGUUCUGUGGGUUGAGGGCUAAAUCAUAUGCUUUUAAAAUGUAUGCUGGAGAAGAGGACGAGAAGAAAGAUAAAAAAGAUAGAGUGGGAGGAGAGAAAAUAAAAGCAAAAGGAAUACGGUCUCAUGUGGUUAAAAACCAUAUGACGUUUGAAGAUCACAAGAAGUGUUUGUUUGGAGAAGCUGGAGUGGAGGCAUAUCAAGAGAAUGUAUCAAUCAGAUCGUUCAAACACCAAAUUAUGACUAUAAAAACUAAAAAGUUAACGUACAAUAAUUACGAUGAUAAGCGAGUGGUAUUGCUCGAUAAAAUCCAUACCUUAGCUCAUGGACAUUACAGUAUAGAGUAAGUUAUUAAGACUAACUACUUUUCAAAUUAUUUUAAUUUUUUUUUU